Molecule: messenger RNA, 1639 nt
Organism: Fusarium redolens
Lineage: Eukaryota; Fungi; Ascomycota; Sordariomycetes; Hypocreales; Nectriaceae
Exons: 6
Coding region: 131-1510 (459 amino acids)
Biological process (GO): glutathione metabolic process
Molecular function (GO): glutathione transferase activity
Source: RefSeq, a predicted model, not a curated record
AGGAAAGUCAGCUGCCAGCGACAUGAAAAUGAGAUGAGAUCCCGGAGUCAACGAUUCCAGAAGUAAUUCCCUCCUUCUGUUCCAGCGCCUUAAGAUAUUCUUUCGGGGCUACCCAAGUCCAAGUAUUGACAUGAUGGCAGUCUUGCGUAUGAAUUCAACGCCUGUUCACCAUGUUCAUCCGUAUAUCCGGAUCAUACUACUCGUCACUCUUCUGAACUGUGGCUUGACAAUCCUCUUUUACUCUCAUGUCAUCUUUUUUCCCAUCAUUUCACAUUCGCAUCUACCUUUCGACACAAUCAGAUCAUUUGUUAGGCAUGUUUUGCGACCAUUGGCUGGCAGACCGGAUAUUUCAAAGUCAUGCGUUGAAGGACACCGCGAAGUCCUCGCCUCUGGAUACACCAUCAAGCUAAAAUGCAACAUGUAUCGUCAGGGAGUUACAUACGAUGAAGUCUCGUCGCAUAGUGAAUGCGCAGCUAUCUGCGAAUCACUCGCUGUCGACAUAUGCUCUUACCAUCCACCGUCAAAACGCUGUGUUGUGUCCAGCCUUCAUGGACGAGAUAUUCCCCGAGAAGGCGUCUAUUAUAUGACCAAAAUUGAGACCAGCGACAAAGAAGACAACGAGUCUUUCGACUUUGAAGAUCCUUUUGAAGAGACGCUAGCUGACAAAAAGGACGACUGCCUUCACCGCCUAGCCCGCCUCAAAGCCGAAUUGGAGCAUUGCCGCUCUGAACCCGUCCAAUCAACACCUCUCUGUGGCGUUCAGGGCAUUGCUAUUCACGGUCGUAUUGACAUGAUAAAAGCCACAGGAGUCAAUGCAUGCAAGGCUAUAUGUCUCGCCAACCCGUCAUGUCAAGCUUACUCUGCUUCCGACGAUCCGGGAGAUUGCACAGUCCUAACAAUGUCGGCCUCUGAUUCAGUUGUCUACCACUACCUCGCCAUCGGCAAGCUUGGCCGCGGUGAAGUCGUCAAGCUGUUUAUGAUCGACGCGGGUAUCAAGUUUGAAGAGCGCUUGUACGCCCGAGAUGCCACUUGGGGCGAGACGAAGGAGAAGUUGAAGAAGCAGGGCCUUACUCGCACUGGACAACUUCCUUCAGUAGAGUAUAAGGGCAAAGUCCUCACUGGGCACGUCCCCAUCCUUCGAUAUCUCUCGCGUGAGCUUGGCGCAUAUGAUGGCACAACCAAUGACGACAAGUACUUGGUCGAUCUCGUAUCAGACAUUUAUGUCGACUGGAGAGUUCAAUGGGUGGCCAAUCUCAAGGGCCUCAAUCCCGAGUACAAGGAGAAGGACGCUCCUCCAUACUAUGAGCUUCUCGGACAAUACUACGCUGAGCGUGAGGGACCAUAUCUACUUGGAGACACCGUCAGCUAUGCAGACUUUGCUGUCUAUGUAUCUCUCGAUAACGACAUUCGAACAGGAACCCUUCCGGAAACACUCCCCGAGUCCAUCGUCAAGUUCCGAACUGCUUUCGAGGCUCGACCCAACAUUGUCGACUACGUCAAGCAGGGCUAGGGUCAUUACUAAACCAUAGUUAAAAGUGAAGUGAAUAGCAAGGCCUUCUCAUCAAUCCCUGCGAGUGACUUGCGCGAAACCUCCUAUAGGCCUUGAGAACUCAAGUACUGUAGCAUAACUUCAUAUCCC